This is a messenger RNA of Talaromyces atroroseus, 2085 nucleotides long. RefSeq names its product Glutamine--fructose-6-phosphate aminotransferase. The record is from RefSeq and is a predicted model, not a curated record. Gene Ontology annotation, molecular function: L-glutamine:D-fructose-6-phosphate transaminase (isomerizing) activity; carbohydrate derivative binding. Lineage: Eukaryota; Fungi; Ascomycota; Eurotiomycetes; Eurotiales; Trichocomaceae. Bases 1 to 2085 code for a protein of 694 amino acids. Gene Ontology annotation, biological process: fructose 6-phosphate metabolic process; protein N-linked glycosylation; UDP-N-acetylglucosamine metabolic process. The transcript is spliced from 5 exons.
AUGUGUGGUAUCUUUGGUUACAUCAACUACCUGGUCGACAAGGACCGCAGGCAGAUUCUAGAGACUCUUACAAAUGGUCUUGCGAGACUAGAGUACCGUGGAUAUGACUCUGCCGGCCUUGCCGUGGACGGUGAUAAGAAGAACGAGGUCUUCGCCUUCAAGGAAGUUGGAAAGGUUGCCAAAUUGAAAGAAUUAAUUGCCGAGUCCAACAUCGAUAUGGACAAGAGCUUCGAUUCCCACGCGGGCAUUGCUCAUACUCGAUGGGCUACCCACGGUUCUCCCUCCCGCUUGAACUGCCACCCCCAUAGGUCUGACCCCAAGUGGGAAUUCUCCGUCGUUCACAAUGGUAUCAUCACCAACUAUAAAGAACUGAAGGCUCUUUUGGAGAGUAAAGGCUUCCGUUUUGAAACCGAAACCGACACCGAAUGUAUCGCCAAGCUGGCAAAGUACCUCUACGACCAGCACCCAGAUAUUGAUUUCACCGUCUUGGCCAAAGCCGUCAUCAAGGAGCUUCAGGGAGCCUUUGGUCUUCUCAUGAAGUCCGUGCAUUAUCCACAUGAAGUCAUUGCCGCUCGCAAGGGUUCUCCUUUGGUCAUCGGUGUUCGCACUUCCAAGAAGAUGAAGGUCGACUUUGUCGAUGUCGAGUACUCUGAAGAAGGUGCUCUUCCUGCUGAACAGGCUUCUCAGAACGUGGCCAUCAAGAAGACAGCCGCUAGUCUUCUGGCACCUCCAGACAAGUCUCUUCUUCACCGCUCGCAAUCUCGUGCUUUCCUUUCGGACGACGGAAUCCCCCAGCCUGCAGAGUUCUACCUGUCCUCUGACCCCUCCGCUAUCGUUGAACAUACCAAGAAGGUUCUGUACCUGGAGGACGAUGACAUCGCUCAUAUCCAUGAAGGUCAGCUCAACAUUCACCGUCUGACCAAGGACGACGGCACAUCCAACGUUCGAGCCAUCCAGACCAUCGAAUUGGAAUUGCAGGAAAUCAUGAAGGGCAAAUUCGACCACUUCAUGCAAAAGGAAAUUUUUGAACAGCCCGAGUCUGUUGUCAACACCAUGCGUGGUCGUUUGGAUGUCGAGAACAAGAAGGUGACCCUAGGUGGUCUCCGCCAGUACAUCUCCACAAUCCGUCGUUGCCGCCGUAUUAUUUUCAUCGCUUGUGGAACCAGUUACCACUCUUGCAUGGCGGUACGUGGUAUCUUUGAGGAGCUCACUGAGAUUCCUAUUGCUGUUGAACUUGCCUCCGAUUUCUUGGAUCGACAAGCCCCAGUCUUCCGUGAUGACACCUGUGUCUUCGUUUCUCAGUCCGGUGAGACCGCAGAUUCACUCCUGGCCCUCCGAUACUGCCUUGAGCGGGGUGCCUUGACUGUUGGAAUAGUCAACGUUGUUGGUUCUUCUAUCUCUCUCCUCACCCAUUGUGGUGUGCACAUCAACGCCGGUCCUGAGAUUGGUGUUGCCUCGACCAAAGCCUACACUUCGCAAUUCGUUGCCAUGGUCAUGUUUGCACUGUCACUCAGCGAGGACCGUGCCUCGAAGCAAAAGAGACGCGAGGAAAUCAUGGAUGGCCUCUCGAAGAUCUCCAAUCAAUUCCGCGAAAUUCUCAAACUCAAUGACCCCAUCAAGGACAUGUGUGCCAAGUUCUUCAAGAACCAAAAGAGUCUUUUGCUCCUCGGUCGUGGUAGCCAAUACUCUACGGCAUUGGAAGGUGCUCUCAAGAUCAAGGAAAUCUCAUAUCUCCACUGCGAGGCUGUCAUGUCCGGUGAAUUGAAGCAUGGUGUUCUGGCCCUGGUUGAUGAAGACCUUCCAAUUAUCAUGAUUCUCACCCGCGAUGAGAUCUUUGCGAAAUCACUGAAUGCAUACCAACAAGUUAUUGCUCGUGGUGGUCGUCCAAUCGUCAUCUGCAACGAGAACGACGAAGAAUUCCCUGCUUCGCUGACCGAAAAGAUCGAGCUCCCCAAGACCGUUGACUGCCUACAGGGUCUCUUGAACGUGAUCCCAUUGCAGUUGAUUGCCUACUGGCUUGCUGUUGGCGAGGGACUGAACGUCGACUUCCCUCGUAACUUGGCCAAGUCGGUGACCGUGGAAUAA